This is a messenger RNA of Drechmeria coniospora, 1584 nucleotides long. RefSeq lists its product as uncharacterized. The coding region runs from base 1 to 1584 and encodes 527 amino acids. The record is from RefSeq and is a predicted model, not a curated record. Lineage: Eukaryota; Fungi; Ascomycota; Sordariomycetes; Hypocreales; Ophiocordycipitaceae. The transcript has 5 exons.
AUGGACACGCAAGCAAGGGAUCAAGCUGAGACGCUGCUGCUCCACGCGGCCAGCGCCUACGGCCUCCGGGUGGGUCGGCACGACGUACGGCGCGCUCUCGUCGCCGAUUCAGGUGCUGAGCUGGCCACCUGGGCUGCGACGCAUCUUGUUCCCGAGACGCUGCUGACGGUUGAUGAACUGAAGCUGUACACAAAACUGGACAAGAAUGGUGACGUCGAUCGGCUGGCGGCCUUGCAUAGCCUCGAGGAGGUGCAGGCUGUGAAUGAAGAUGACCUCACAGUCGCGAUUCACGAGCUCGAGCGAUCGACACGAAGCAUCAUGGACCAGACGGAGAGGCUGGGCCGCCAACAGGAGUCGCUGCGCCGCAUCGUUGCCACUCGCAGUGAAAGUGAAGGCAGGAGAUGUGAACUGGAGCAGGCGAGGCGUCAAAUUCUUGAAGCUGAAAACCGUCAGCUUGCCGAUGAGGUCGACGGGCUCUCGCGGAGUCUCGACCUACGCCUGUCUUAUCUUGAGCGGCAAGCCAUCGAUGCCGGCCCCGUCCUCGAACAGGCUAUCAGUGAUGCACUUCAAUCCGAUGACGAGCUUCUUGUCCGCCUGCAAAGGCGUGCCCAGGAGCUCGAUCAAUCAGACGUGGAUGACGCGCAGUCGAUGGUGGACAAACUGCGAGACGGUUGCACACGCCUAAUCAACCUUACCGCGGAGGCCAUUCACAUCAAGAUGGACACGGCAUACUUGGAUGCGCUAAUGACGACGGAAGAGUCCCCCGAGAUGGAUGCAGCGGUCACGGUGGACAAAGCAGAGGCCCUUCGGCAAGAGAUUGAGUCUCUCUACUCUGAGAUCUUGCCCGUCGCCCAAAUGUCAAUCCAUCAGCAGCACCUCGAACCUGCCAUGGAGUUGGUGAAGGAGCGCAAGGGCCAGAGCCUCGAUCGUACCGCCGCGGCACUCACAUUUAUGAAUGACGCGCUCGACCAUCUCCAAGGUCGUCUGCAUAGUCUUGGAAGGCGCGCCGAGGCCCACGUGUCUCACCAAGUCGCCUGCUCAGCCCUCACGUCUGCGGCACGGGCUGAGAUGACGACAAGCAUCGAAGGAGCCAAACAGGCCUCCGUCAUCAGGAACCCGUCCCCCAUUCGCAUGCAGAUGCAUCCAGCCGACUCCCGCAGCCGCCGCAGGUCGUCAGGUGUACCGGAAGAACCACCACUCGAGGCCCUGUAUCGGCAGCUGGCCCUGUCAGCUACGCUAUAUGAGGGAGAUGGGAAGCAGCAGAGAGCGACUUUGGCGAAAGCGCUAAAACUCCGAACGAAGAAAAGCGUAGAUGUUUCACAUGCUACCCAAGAGAGUUUCGAAAGCAGCACCAUGACGCACGUCAGGGACGCGAAGCGUGCCAUUCAACUCUUGCACGACAGUCUACUUGCGGAGACACCAUUUGGUCUUGUUCAUCUGGCCGACCCCGGCAUCGAAUCGUCCAUUUCCGUCUUGGAGCAAGAGGUCAACAAAGCUAGGGGGAGGGUAGAGGCUGUUGAUGGGCAGAAAUCCACGGCGAUGAGUGAGAAGAGAAGGCAGUUUAUUGACCGAUGGGGUUCAUAG